Homalodisca vitripennis (glassy-winged sharpshooter) is the source of this 1987-nucleotide messenger RNA. RefSeq lists its product as uncharacterized. The transcript is spliced from 6 exons. NCBI's taxonomy places the organism in Eukaryota, Metazoa, Arthropoda, Insecta, Hemiptera, Cicadellidae. Gene Ontology annotation, molecular function: cytokine activity; growth factor activity. The coding region runs from base 257 to 1525 and encodes 422 amino acids. Gene Ontology annotation, biological process: BMP signaling pathway; SMAD protein signal transduction. Gene Ontology annotation, cellular component: extracellular region. The record is from RefSeq and is a predicted model, not a curated record.
UACAUAUAUCUCUUUUAAGGUUCUAAAAAUCACUCAUUUUAAAUCAAAUCAAAGCGUACUCAGAUGCUCUUAGUCAUACAUUGUUGAUAAAGAAAACAUUCAAAUUUAAUACAUUUAAGUAAUUAUAAAUAAUGUUGUAUACGAAUUUAUGGAUUCCCUGAAUUAACUAAGGCGUCCCUUCAGCCUUUUUCAUGAAUUUGUCCCCUGUACGAAAGAAAGGUGUAUCUGAACUCCCCUCCCCCCCUGAACACAAAUAAUGGUUCUGGCACUGAGACGACAGAGGUCAAAGUCUACUGUCCCUAAGACAGUUCUGCUGGUUCAGCAGGAGGUACUCAGCAUGCCAGUCAGCCAGUCCAACCUCACACCUGCUACGACCAUGGGCGUCCUCCUCUUAGCUGUCAUCCUUACUUCCCACCUGGGGUUAACUCAAGGCAAGGUAACUCUCCCUUUCUACAUGUUCCUGCAACAGACCAAACCUUUCGAAGUGGAAAUGAACAGGGAAGAUGGAGCUGAGGGGAGUCUGCCCGCCAUAGACUCUGUUCCACUGGUUAUGAAGUUUCUAUUCGAGGCAGCGGAGAGAGUCUCCAACCGUGAGGUCCUGCCGGAAGGCGGGGACUUCCAGUCCUUAGCGCGCUCCUUCAAACCCAUCAACAUCCAAGAGACUGGCCUCCAGAGGGUGGAGUUGGAGUUCCCUCCGCUAUCCAACGGAGAACUGAUGCCAGGAAGUGAGGCCUGGCUCGUGUUCCAAUCCCGACAAUCUCACAUACUUGGUUACAACUGCACCCAGGAAUUGUCAGUGUACGAGAGCGAUAAGACAGGGUCCCAGCCUGUGGUGACUGUACCCCUCAACUACCAGACCUCUGACCCUCUCCUGGUGGUCAACAUCACAGAGUCCAUCCGCCAGAGGCCCCAGUCACCCACUUACUCUGUGCUGAUCACGGACAGCACCUCGUACAACCAUGACCAGGACCCUAAAUUACUCAGCUUCACAAAUUACAUUGACUGCAGUCUCACGAGGGUCUGUGAAGUGCUGGAGCUGCACGACCCUCAGGCCACCCCUGUCCUGCUUCUCCUCUCUCCGGAAUUUGCCACCAACAACCUACUGGAGUCUGCCGGUGGGAGCAGGAAUGGGAAUAGGAUCCGCCGCAAUGCAGACGAGAGAGAGAAGAGAAAGCCGGAGCAAAGCCUCAGAGAUGAAAAAAACAGUUGCCAACUGAUGAGGUGGGAGGUGAAUGUGGAGCAGCUCGGCUGGGAUUGGCUCAUCUAUCCAGAGCGUAUCCCUCUCAACUUGUGUGUGGGCAAGUGCCCUAUCCUGCUGGAUAGAGUCUACAAUGCCACCAGUCAUGCCGUAGCCAGAGGGCUCUACAGGCUAGUGCUGGGGCAAGAGUCCAAACCAGAGAACCAACCACCCUGCUGCGUGCCUGUCAAGUACCGUCGGUUUUCCAUGCUCAUCGAGAAGUUACCAGGAAUCAUCUCCUUGGAAACCAGUUCUGACCUCUCUGCCAUCCAAUGUGGCUGCCGAUGAACUUAUUAUCUGGCUGGCUCCGGUCUCUGUCCUACCGUUAUACCAAGUAUAAUUUUUGAAAAACAUUUACUGUAAAAACCAUCUUUUACAGUUAUCAUCGCUCGUGUUUAUUUCAGAAUUUUGCAAUCCAGUCCGUCCCACUAGUUGUGCUGUAGAGAGAUGAAUGUACAUAGUUACUGUACCUCAGGAAUAAGUUAUUUCAACACUUUUAUUUUUUAAAUGCUUGAAAUCUUUGUAACUAGUUAUAUUUUGUUCCGAUGAUGAUAGUAACAUGUAACAAGGACUAAUUGCAAGGAAAACUAUGAAUGAUUACUUUCAACUUUACAAUGUUUUUGCAACUGGAAUGAAAAUAGUUUUGUAUUCAAGGAAUAAAUAUUAUCCUGAGUUAAUAAUUUGAAUUAACUUAUCAGUUGAUUUACCUUGUAUAUAAUUAAACCUGUAAUAAAAAAAGGUUAAACUAAA